AUGACGCGUCCCUGGACAUGGAAACUCAACUCACAACUCCUACAAGAUAAACUUAUAACCAUGUCCCUAGCGGAUGACAUUACUGAAUAUUUCACCCUGAAUGACUCCUCAGUGUCCUCCCCAAUCACCCUAUGGGCAGCACACAAGCCAGUUACCCGAGGCAAACUAAUUGCCAUAGCAACAGCCCGCAAAAAACAGCACAACAGACAACUAAUGGACACCAUCUCCGAAAUAGGCCGCCUAGAAACCCUUCAUAAACAAAACCCGACCCCCCAUUACCUUGACCAACUUACAACUGCUAGGGCCCUACUUAAACGCCUUUCCCACUCAGCCACAGCCAAGGCGCUCACAUGGACCAAGCAAAAGUAUUACGAGAAGGGCAACAAGGCAGACUCGAUGCUUGCAAAACGCCUCCAAAACCUAACAGAUACAAAACGAGUAUCUAAGAUCCGCACGCCGGAUGGCACAAUGAGUACCGACCCACACACGAUAGGAAAAACCUUCCGGCAAUACUUCACGUCCCUUUACAACCAUACCCCAGACCCCCCAGCUGAUACUAUCCAAACCUUAACGGAUGACUUCCUCAAGAAACUUUCCCUCCCUGCCCUCACCAACACAGCCAGAGCACUAAUCUCGGCAGACAUAUCCCCAGAGGAACUAAAAGCAGCAAUAAAAACCCUGAAACCCAAUAAAAGCCCCGGCCCCGACGGCUUCACAGCGAUCUACUACAAAUCAUUCGGGGACACACUCAUCCCACGAUUAUGCAAAGUCUUUAACGAAAUGCUCAAGGGCAACCCGUUACCCCCCGACAUGACACAAGCCAACAUUACCCUUCUACCUAAACCCGGGAAAUCCCACGAAGACCCGGGUCACUAUCGCCCUAUUUCACUCCUCAACAUAGACCUAAAACUUCUGACCAAAGUAAUGACAACAAGAAUCAAUCCCCUCCUACCAAGACUUAUUAAUCCAGACCAAGUAGGCUUCAUCCCUCACAGGCAAGCACAAGACAACACCAGAAGAGCCAUUGACCUGAUUUGGUACGCCAACCAUAAACGCCUCCCAACCGCCAUACUCUCCCUAGACGCUGAGAAGGCGUUCGACCGCCUUCUUUGGCCCUAUCUUUUCGCAGUGCUCCACAAAUUCAAAUUCCCACAAGAAUUUAUCGACUUUCUCCAAGCUAUGUACCAUACUCCGACCGCACGUCUACUAAUUCCCAAUAUCACCCCUCCCGCCUUUCCUAUAUUGAACGGAACCCGGCAAGGCUGCCCCCUGUCUCCCCUCUUAUUCGCCCUAUCCCUCGAACCCUUGCUAGAGACCAUACGUAACAACCCACACAUUGAGGGGCUCAAGAUAAGAGAAGACACGUUCACCAUCGCAGCGUACGCAGACGACAUCCUCCUCACCCUGACCAACCCCAUCUCGUCCAUGACCGCCCUCCUAACAACCCUGCAAGAAUACUCAAAGAUAUCGGGAUACCAACUCAAUGCCACUAAAUCAGACCUCAUGCCACUCAACCUCGCUGAACCCGCCAUUCAAACCCUGAAAAGAGAUCUCCCCUUCCGUAUUUGCCCAACAGCAAUCACCUACCUGGGAGUUCAACUCACUAGCGACACCACCGCCCUUUACACAGCCAACUAUCCCCCACUUCUCCAAAAAGCACUCCUGAACCUAGACCGUUGGAAACCGAUGACCAUAUCCUGGCUAGGAAGAAUAGCUUCUGUCAAAAUGAACCUCCUACCCAAAUUCCUCUAUGCCUUCCAAGCACUACCCAUCCCCUGUAAUAAGAACGACCUCAAACGACUACAAACUGCCAUAGACCGAUUCAUUUGGAACGGGAAAAAGCCCCGUGUCCGUAGAGCCACACUAUAUGUACCCAAACCCUCCGGAGGUCUAGGUCUUCCCAAUCUCACACACUACCUACAUGCAGCCCACCUGACACAAAUCCAGCAUUGGCAUCUCCCCCCUGCUCACAAACGAUGGGUAGACCUAGAACAUCUCAUCUUUGGGAGAGAUCACCCCUCCCAAUACAUGUGGCUCCACCUCCCCGACUAUCACCCACUCCCUGGAUCUCUGGGACCGCCUCAGCGACAAAUUUGACCUGUCCACAGGCCUAUCACCCCUUUCCCCAAUCCUCCGCAACAAACUGUUCCCACCUGGCCUCACACCACAACACUAUGCCCACUUUGAAGAUCGCGACAUAGUUAGGUUAGGACACCUCUACCCCAAUGGCGAACUCCUGCAAUACGCCGACAUCCCCAACCCUGAAACCCUAACCACAUUCGACUACUUCCGCUACCUCCAACUCCGGAGCUUCGCAGCAACGGAUACGGUCCGCAUGGCAGCCACCUCGUCACUGACCGGGUUCGAAAAAGAUACCCUCCACUCACCAUCCAGAAAGAGCCAAAUAUCAUCCAUCUACAUAACACUGACCACACACCACACUCAGAUAGCCCUCCCCUACAUUAUGGCAUGGGAAAAAGAUCUCGGACCCCCCGAGGACCCCACGGACUGGGCUGACAUCUGGGCAUCCAUUAAAUCUAUCUCAAUCUGCGUCACCCAUCAAGAGCAGGCAUACAAAAUGCUCUUCAGAUGGUACCUCACACCCUGCCGUUUAAAGGCUAUGAAACAAAGCCCCACUAACCUAUGUUGGAAAUUGUGUGGCGAAACCGGCACGUUCCUCCAUUGCUGGUGGACAUGCCCAAAACUCACCCCCCUAUGGGAAAAAAUCACGACUCUCCUAACCAGAAUACUAGACAAACCGGUCCCCCUGGACCCAUGGGCUCUACUACUAUCCAAACCCUUAGACAUCCUCACCCGUAACGAGAACAAACUCAUAGCGCGAGUGGCCUUAGCCACACGAAGAGCAAUUGCGGAAAAUUGGUCUACGCAACGUAUACCCACUCACACCCAAAUAUACACGAAAAUCACUGACAGCAUAGAUAUGGACAGACUAACAGCGCAACUGCACGACACCCCAAAAUCAUUCCACAAAGUUUGGGACCCAUGGAUAGAAGGACACAGUGACCUUCCAUGGUGAGCUGGGAAAACACUCAAAUAACGCCAUUAAUGCACAACGAGAAUGACGAUAGUCACCCGCGCAGCCACCCCCAACCCCACCUGACCCAUCUGAUACUCGGGAGGUCACCCAAGGGGGCAGCAACAUCCAACCCCUCUAAGUGAUCUUUCCCUUCCCCUUCAAAUACCUUCUCCCCCCCCCACAACCACCCAACAACUCUUCUGACUACAGCACCAGACUCCUAUGCCUAGGUCUGCUGACUUAGCCGCAACCAAAGAGUACUCAAAGGCCGCACCACCUGAGAAAACAGAUCCCCCUCCCUACCAAGAGAACUACCAUCGACCCUUCUGGCUUGGCAAACCUACAAACCAUAUCACCUCCCCUCGUAGACAUACUUCCAACCCGGACCAAUAUCCCCUCAGAUAACCAGCGACCCCCCCGACGACAUAAGUCCACUACCAAACGCCAUGUAGGGUCACAUUCACGACCUCACACUUACUAAGGCCCCCAAAGACAGAUACAGUGCAAGCCUACAAGCUGCCGAGCCAGUUUACUGAGCAAACAAAGCAAUGUCAUACCAUGUUGUCUUCAAACACAUAACCAACCUCUUUUUUCUGUUAAAAUAUACACACGACUUUUGUCUGUGAAAUGUGCUAACUAUAAAAUACAGAAUCUCAAACUAGUGAACGGACAACAGGUCGACCACGGUAGGAAGGGUGCGACUCAAUAACCAAGCCACCAUUUGCCCACCCCUCAUCCCUAUCCUACCUUCCUUACUUUGUACCCCCGACCCACUGCCUACCCCCCCUCCCUGAUCCUGGUCAUGGAGACCUAUUUGUAUUCUCACACCUCCUUGGCAAAUGUAAGAUGAGUACUGUAUGCAAUAUUGUACCCUAUCCCCCUCCCUCUUCCUUUUUGUACCCCACCCCAUCCUCAACACCAAACGAUUGCAAAAGUUGAUCUAACCACAGAAUCUAGUUGUAUACAAAUAACAUACGCUGUAACCAAAGAUGUAAUAUCUGCAUUCCUGCUCAAAUUGUUUGACUGUCGCUAUGAGUACAUGCCUGUUAUGCAAAGAUUGUAACACAAACUUUAACCCCACUUUUUUUUUCUGUACCCCUUCCCCCAAAAAACAAAAUCUUUACAAAUAAAGAAUUUUCAAAAAAAAAAAAAAAACAUAAAUAAAUCCCGUUCUACCAAGUUUUUGUUAUAGGCAAUCUCUUAUAUAGCCAAGCCCAGGUGGCUGCACUAGACCUGUAUCCAAAGAAGAUAUUGUCUAUUUCACUAGCAUUUACCAGGUGGAUGGAUGCCACUAGAAUCUACAAACCUACCUAACUUACCAGUUACCCCAUUCUCUCUUAGACUUUGCAGCCUAACCAUGGGAAUGAGCAGCAGCCAGAAACAAGGGGUGGAUUUACAUCAAGCCCUACAGCAGCUGCCUUAAGUUGUUCACAAGAAGAGAAUGCUCUGCAAAGGAGGGUUGUUUAUUUAGGCGGUCUUCCUUGGCCUCAAAUUUACACAAAGCAUGGAGUUUAUUUGUGCUGAAUUGAGGCAGAUUGUAGGAGCUGCAGACUGCACCCCAGCUAAACCGUAGCAGGCUGCUUGGUAGAGUGAAUGAAACCCACAAGCACGCUGCAGGAGUCUGGGUUAAAUAUUAAAUGGUUUUUGCAAGAAAAGUGAUGUAUCACAAUAACAUAGUAGUCUAGAUUGAAAAAAGACUAAAGUCCAUGAAGUUCAACCGUGAAAAACCUGUUAUUUUAUGCUGCUGUUGCUCCAAUAGAAGGCAAUUUCCAAUUAUGCCCGACUGGGUGCCUCCGCCAAUCGCUGCUUCCUAGUAGCCUGGAGUACUAUAAGCAAUGCACCGGACACCAUAAGCACCGUAGCCCCUUAACCGCUGCAGCUUGGCUGGGAUCUCGCUCUCCUCCACCCACCCUGGACCCAAGCCCAGGAUCCAGCUUCCAGUGAGUGGACCUCUCCUACUCCAGAGAGUCUAGCAGGUAUAGCUUUGUAGCUCUUACAAGAGCUAGUGAUUACAGCCAGUAUAGCAAUCCGAAGCAGGUAUAGCUGGUAUAGCUGUUCCCUACAAUCACGAGACGAGGCUGCGUGUUGAGGGUGAAGUGAAGUGACUUUAAUGGGACCACACUUGGCCUUUUAUGACAGUCCCCAUGCAAGGGGCACUCCCCCCUGGACCUGAGAGUAAACCACAGAAGAAACAAAUACACAAUCACAUUGGAUCUCAGAUCCAAGACACUCCCAUACAAACUAGGUCAAUACCUCCUCUGUACCUGGGAGAUAAUUUAGUCAAGUACUGUAUUAAUUGAAUUAUCUCCAGACACAAAAACACAUUUUUAUAAAAAAAUAAAAAAAAUACCUUUAAAACAUACAAAACCCCCACAAAAGGUACAUCCCCUGAUAGCCCCGAUCUGGGUGAACAGCAUAUCCAAAAAUCACCCAGAUCAGUUUAGGGAUUCAUGAAUUUCCUGGAAGUCAUAGUUUUGGCCGACCGCAUCGCGGCUAAGUGCUGCUGGGGACCGACCGGAAACCGCGAAAUCUUCCUGCCGAAAACAGUUCCAUAGAAUCACGGCUAAGUGCUGCUGGGGGACCGAACGUGAACUGCGAUGUUUUCAUGCCGAAAAUAGUUCCAGGACAUUCGCUGUUAAGUCCCCCUGAAGUCUAUUCGCAGUUUUGGUCCAUGCGAACGGCCACCAGUGAGCUAGCGUUCGGUUCUAUGGAAAGUGCCGAACCAGGAGGAAUAAAAUAUGGGUCUUUACAGUCGCUGACCUUGCCCAUAGUCUUUUGGCAGGAGGCUGGCAAGCAGGCCCCUCCAAAAGCCUGUGGCUAGGUUCUGUUCGCCAUAAUAUAUCUUUAGAAUCUGAUAAUACAACCUGAUUAGGUAGAGAAUUCUGCAUCCUUAUUGGUCUUACUGUAAAGAACCAUUUCCUGUUCACAUACAAAUCAAUUAUAUGUUUGAAUGUUCAUUUAAAAAAAAAAAAAAACAGCCUUAAAAAAAAAUAUAUAUAUAUAUAUAUAUAUAUAUAUAUAUAUAGGUGAUACUCGAAAAAUUAGAAUAUCGUGCAAAAGUUAAUUUAUUUCAGUAAUGCAACGUAAAAGGGGAAACUAAUAUAUGAGAUAGACGCAUUACAUGCAAAGCAAGUUAGUUCAAGACGUGAUUUGUCAUAAGUGCGAUGAUUAUGGCUUACAGCUCAUGAAAACCCCAAAUCCAGAAUCUCAGAAAUUAGAAUAUUACAUGCAAUCAAUAAAACAAAGAGUGUACAUAGAACAAUAUCGGACCUCUGAAAUGUACAAGCAUGCAUAUGGAGUCAGUACUUGGUCUGGGCCCCUUUUGCAGCAAUUACUGCUUCAAUGCGGCGUGGCAUGGAAGCUAUCAGCCUGUGGCACUGCUGAGGUGUUAUGGAAGACCAGGAUGCUUCAAUAGCGGCCUUCAGCUCUUCUGCAUUGUUCGGACUCAUGUCUAUCAUCUUUCUCUUGGCAAUGCCCAUUAGAUUCUCUAUGGGGUUCAGGUCAGACAAGUUUGCUGGCCAAUCAAGCACAGUAAUCCCAUGGUCAUUGAACCAGGCUUUGGUGCCUUUGGCAUUAUGGGCAGGUGCCAAGUCCUGCUGGAAAAUGAAGUCAGCAUCCCCAUAAUGCUCGUCUGCGGAAGGAAGCAUGAAGUACUCCAAAAUUUCCUGGUAGACGGCUGCGUUGACUCUGGACUUAAUGAAGCACAGUGGACCAACACCAGCAGAUGACAUGGCUCCCCAAAUCAGCACAGACUGUGGAAACUUCACACUGGACUUCAAGCAUUUUGCAGUGUGUGCCUCUCCAUUCUUCCUCCAGACUCUGGGUCCUUGGUUUCCAAAUGAGAUGCAAACGUUGCUCUCAUCAGAAAAGAGGACUUUGGACCACUGAGCAACAUACCAGGUUUGUUUUUCUUUACCCCAGGUAAGACGCUUCUGACGUUAUUUGUUGUUCAGGAACGGCUUGACAAGAGGAAUACGACAUCUGAAGCCCAUGUCCAGAAUCCGUCUGUGUGUGGUGGCUCUUGAUGCACUGACUCCAGCCUUAGUCCACUCCUUGUGACAGUCCCCAACACAUUUGAAUGGCCUUUUCCUGACAAUCCUCUCCAGGCUGCGCUAAUCGCUGCUGCUUGUGCACCUUUUUCUUCCACACUUUUCCCUUCCACAUAACUUUCUAUUAAUGUGCUUUGAUACAGCACUUUGGGAACAUCCAAUGUCCUUCGCAAUUACCUUUUGAGGCUUUCCCUCCUUAUGGAGGGUGUCUAUGAUGGUUUUCUGCACAACUCUCACGUCAGCAGUCUUCCCCAUGAUUGUGAUUCCUACUGAACCAGAAUUAGAGACCAUUUAAAGGCUCAGAAACCCUUUGCAGGUGUUAUGGCUUACUUAGCUGAUUAGAGUGGGACACUGUGAGCCUAGAAUAUUGCACCUUUUUACAAUAUUCUAAUUUACUGAGAUUGUGGAAUUGGGGUUUUCAUGAGCUGUAAGCCAUAAUUAUCGCACUUAUGACAAAUCACGGCUUGAACUAUCAAAUUUUGUAUGUAAUGCGUCUAAUUCAUAUAUUAGUUUCCCCUUUUACGUUGCAUUACUGAAAUAAAUGAACUUUUGCACGAUAUUCAAAUUUUUCGAGUAUCACCUGUAUAUUUAUAGAAUCUGAUAACACAACCUGAUUAGGUAGAGAAUUCUGCAUUCUUAUUGUAAAGAACCAAUUGCUCUACUGUAAGUGAAAAAGGAACUUCAUGGGCAACCUCUUGUCUUUUGUAUACUAGUAUUAAUUAGCAGGUUAGAGGCGGUUGGCGAAAUGCUUUAAAUGCUUUUCCUUUUUAUAUUUUAUAUUUUAUGUUGUGGCUAAUAAAUUCUUCUUUCUUGAUUAGAAAUAAGUGGUAUCUGCUCUAUAAACUGGUGAGAUAAUUCAGUGAGAUAAUACAUCAUCAGUAGAAUCUGUUCAACCCUGGGAUCGCAGAUUCGAAUCCUUGCAGGGUUGACUCAGCUCUUCAUCCUUCUGAGGUAGGUAAAAUGAGUACCAUUAAAUUGGGUAAUAGUAACAACCCCUGGAUGUUAGGCUAAGGUAACAUCCCCAGGACGAACUUGAAAAAGUAAUCUGAAUGUGCCUUUCAUGGUUAAAUAUUUUGUUAUUAUUACAUUGGUCCAUGGUGGGGACAAAACACAGAGCAAGUAUAUGCUUUUAAAUUCAUAAGUAAAAUUCUUCCUAUUUCCACAUGAUCCAAUUGUUUCUUAUACUGCACCGUUGGAGUUUUGCAUUUCUGUUCUGCGUAUAUAUUGAUUUAUCCGACACCUUGAGGAACACAUCAGCCACUAUUGGCAUAAAUCCCAGGACGGGGAUAAUACCGUCUACACUACUUUUCUUUGAGCUUGCAGCAAGCUCUUUAUAGAGUUUUUGGCACACUUUGGUUUAUUUUUAUUAUUAUAAUAUAUUACCCUAUAAUUUGUCCCUGUGCUACGGAAUUAGUUGGCGCUAUAUAAAUAAUAAAAAUUAUAAUAACAUAUUCUGAGCUAUCCCCCUGUAAACUUUAUGCAACCACUCUGGAUAUUUUAUAUGUAUGUAUUUUGAUAAUUUCACAUAGGUAUUUAAUUGGCACAGUUGCGUACAGUUGCCUUGUAAAAAUUGUAUUUAUAAGUAUAGGCAACUUAGAUGAACUUGUGUUCUGUGUAACACAGAUAUAAACUGCAAGUGUGUAUUUUAUUGUGCAGUAUUUUCAGUUUUUAACUUAUUUAAUCACCUUAAAAGCAUCAAAAUCCAAUAUUAGCCCUAGGUUAUAUGGGUUUUAGUUUAAAUUUGAUAGUAGCUCUGCAUUCAACCUUCCAAUUAUAACAUCUCACUCUCCAAUACACAUAUUACAUCAAUCACCAAAACAGCUCUUUAAUUUAUUGACUUUGAAUGGCAAUAGUCUGGCUGUACUAGCUGAGCUGAUAACCUCUCACUGCUAUCAUACCAACUUUGGAAACUAAUCAUAUUGCUAUAAAACUAGUGGUAUCCAGACAGCGAAUAGGAAUACACGUAGCAAACCGCAACACUAAGAUAUAGAUGUAAGAUUUAUUGCGAUUGGCUAAAAAAUCUUCAGGGGGCAAGACCAAAAGUCAGGAACUAAAAAAAAAACAAAAAAAAAAAACAGCUGCGGGAACAGACCAAAUAUUGUACGUGGGGGGAGCGAUUUAAUUUGUGUUACUAAUACGAUUCAGGAUUAAUCAACAAUGCAUCUACAAGUGGUUAACACGACGUUAACUCUAGAAGAAGUGAACUGAAAGGUGAUAUAUGUGUUAUGUUUUUGUUUUUUAAACGGCUCUUGUUUAGUGAGUGGUAUCGCCCAGUGUGGUGAUGUCAUGUUGUGGGCGGAGUUGUGUCCUUUGGUGCUGGGUAGCUCAGUAGGUGCAUGUAAGGUUCAUUUUAUUCUGUAAGAAAGUUACACACAGUUGGGGGGGUGGGGGGUUAAUUCAGGUUUCUAUAACAUACAGUGUGUGCUGUGCUUUUUAAAUAAAACUCUAGUAACAUAACAGCUGAGGCAUGUAUUACAUUACAUGGUCAUUAUUUAAUUACCUUUAAUUGAUUUGCUUUGUCUCUUCAAUAUCAGUAGUGCACACAGUGCUGUUAUAUUAAACAGUACAACUCCUUGUCUACUUGGGGUGUUUUCAUUCCCCCCUAAUUGUAUUGCAGCAUUAAUAAAUAAACCAAUAUUUACAAGGCACCAACAUAGUCUGUAGUGUUGUACAAUAUGUAGACAUUAGGGGUAUUUGAGGACAAAGCAAGUUGAAUGGUCUGAGAACAGAUUUUGUGGGGCGGCGCAGUCAAAGAACCUUACAGUAUGUCAGGCAGAGAUUAGCUUAUAAGGUUAUAACAAUUAAAAUAUCUUUAUUAAGGCAACAGAGCAUUAGAGAACGCCUCCCUCUUAUUGUAUCGGUGGCAUGUUCCAUUGUAGAAUCUUAAAGCUGUCUUUGUUUUGGUCUGGCCUGCCCUGUGGGGAUAUUCAGAAUCACUGCAGCAAAUCAUUGUGCAUGCAAGGUUGACCUCUGGGAUGCUAACAAAUUGAGGUGAGCCAGCCAGAGCUGUACGACAUUGGUGACAGACAGAGCAUGCUCAAAGAGUCCUCAAAUCAAGGGAAGAACAGCAAAUGACUGCUCAGUCUGCAGAUGGUGCCCUGAAAACAGCUAUUAUCAUAUGAAUGGAGCAGGCUUAGCGAGAUUUGUUUGAAAUCCUCCAGUGGUACAUGGGACAAUAGGAGUCAUCUUCAUAUAUUUUUUAUAUUUAGCAGAGGGGCUGGAAAAGCAACUCUAAAUAACACUGAUCUCUUUUUACAGCAACGUGAGCUUUGCACGCUUGUACUGAAGUGGUAAUCUUCCAGGCUUGCCAGUCUCCGAAUCGUAAAUCUGCAGAUGUGCCAGAGACAUUAUAUCCAUCUGGUGAGUAUUAACGACAGCUACACACCUCAUUUGGUCUAUUUAUGGAUGCCAUAGUUUGUGUGUUCUGUAUAUUAUUUUUUAUAUUUUUUAUAUUUUUUUAUUUAUAAAGCCUUAACAUAUUCUACAUAUAUCUAUACUUACUUUACUGUAGUUCGAAAGAUACAGGAUACUGACAAUGAAAAUACGCUGGUGUAUAUUCGUCAUACAAUUAUAAUUUUCCUUUUUAGUGAAAUAAAAUUUGCAAGCAGUUUUCAGAAUUGGAAACCAGAGGUUGGCCGAUACAAACAAUGGCUCAGAGCCUCAAUUCAUUUUGAUUGUUUAUCAAAACAUUAAUUCAUUGUAUAUAUUUACUAUUAUUUCAAGGUUUUUUUUGUAAACUGCACAGGUUUCAGCUUAAGCCUGAAAAUGGGAUGUUGGUUUAAAACCUCUUUAUUCAGACAAUAUUAUUGAUGGGCAAAUUGCUAAGAAUCUAAAUACUUAUAUUAGUUUGUCAUGAUUUCCUUAUCAUUUUUACAAAAAUUCAAAACUCUAUAAGGAUUUGUAUCAGUUUUUACAUAUGAACGUAUUUUGCAAGUUUGACUUGACAUGUGGUACCCAAUUAUAUUCUGGUUAAUUUACUUAAUCAGUAAUUGUGCAGAAUUGACAAAGUAUCUAAAAAAGGUUUCUAAGCUUUGACUUGUUUUAACCACAAUUCCCAUUUUAGUAAAUAACAAAAUUGUGAUACUGUGCACAACUAACCCUUUCAAGUCUAUUGACCUUAGAGUAGAUCUUGGCUUGGUGCAUGGAAUACUGGCUCAGAUAAUGGAACUGGCAGUCUUUCUUUUUAUUUGAUAUGCGAGUGCUGGUGUACAAUUUAAUAAUAUCAGCUAUCAUAAUUUGAUAUCUACAGCGGGCUGUAGUGGUUAUGAUGCCAGCAGUAAGCUGGCCUGGUUCCCCAGAAAUGGGUCAAACCAUUUAGUAAUGGUCUUCCUCUUACCUGGCCCCCGUUGGGCACUGAGGCUUUUUCCUGCCAUGUGAUGCACUUCUGACUUCUACUGAAAGAGGAAUCCGAUCCUGUCGAACAUUCAUUGGUUGAGAGCUUCACCUGACCAGUCUCCACCAGUGAAUAAAAUACAUUUGCACCUAAUUCACAAUAGCCGUCCAGGAACUCUUGUUCCAGGCUGGUUAAUGAUGCCCCUAUGACAGUGAAGGUGGAGUUACGCCUCCAGCACCCAAGGUGUUAAACUUGGAAUUUGCAACGUUUCAGAAUGAAACACUGCACUUACAGACUAUACGCAGCAUGCCCACUUAAAAUCACUGAAAUGGUAAUGGUGUUUGGAGUAUCCCUUUAAACAAUGAAAUUGUGACAAGAUAAGCCACGAAGACAAGUUGCUGUAUCCUGCUCUGUGAGUGCACUUGAAUAGUUGGUCAUUUGGGUGUUAAUUUCUAGCUACUCUAAUCUUGAAUCAAUGGUUAUUUACUAAACCCCACAUUUUCUGUAUCAUUUAAUAACAUUUAGGAUAAUACAGCUGAUCUUGAAGAUGAAAUCUUAAACUCUGUAGUCCACGUUUUGUCAUUUUUGACCUCAGACUUGUACUUUAGCUUUUAAUUUUAAAAAUUCUUUGUGUAUAAUCCUGACCAUCUACAGUGAUCAUUGAACCCUGCGCAAUGCAGGAGCUUCUUCCUAUGGCUAGAUCUAAUUUCUAUGAUCCAAAUUCAGGUGUGCAACCUCCAACAUCUUAAUUUGGAAGGUUCAAAUAGGUAAACAUGUUACAUUAAAUUAAUGGCUGUCUUUAAAGUGUCAUGCCAAGAAUGGUUUUGGUCCUCUUCAGAGAAAAAUAACUUUUUAAUAUAUACUUUGUUCUAGCCACAUUGCUGGCAAAUUAAACUUAUUCACAGGACCUCCUUAAGUGCUGUGCAUGCAUCUUCAAUGUCCAGAAAGUAAUGAUGAAGUAUCACACAACCUCUAGUGUACCUGCUACUCACAUCAUCUUCAGGUAAUUAAAUCUUUUCAUCUAUACAGUUACCUUGGGUUUGCCAGCACACUCUGUGGACUAGUGGUGUGUAUGUACUUAAUAGCCACAUAUUUUAUGUAGACAGGCUAAUGUUAAAGGAUAACUUUCACUUCAAAAUGAUUUAUUUAAUAAUCCUUUCAUCAAGUUUUGUAAAGAAAUAGAUUUUUUUUUUUAAUGAAGUUUAUUUAAACAAUGAGAAAACCUCAUCCCUUCCUUUAUUAUAUGACAGGGCCCUUCAGCCAUAUACACGCACCUUGGGUCAGACAGUGUUUGAAAACCAACACUCUCUAUGGUCUUCCCUGCUUCACUCACUUCACAGAAGCAGGGGAAAUCGUAGAGGCUAACUGGUUUUCAAACACUGUCUGACCCAAAGGUGCAUGUUUAUGUCUGAGGGAUCCUGCCAUGUAAUACAGGUAGGGGUGAGUUUCUCUCUUUUUAUUUUUAAUAUACUUCAUUUAAAAAAACAAAACAAUAUUUCCUUUCAAACUUGAGGAAAUGAUUAAUAUAUUAAAAAUUAGUUUUGAGUUAUCGUUGUCCUUUAACAUUAACCUAUCUACACACCAUGUGUGGCUAUAGAUAUCACUAUUCUACAGAGUGUGCUGGCGAAACCAAAGGCAACUGUGUAGAUAAAAAUAUAUACUUACCUAAAAAUAGUUCUUACCUCAUUCAACAAUGAAAAUGAUGUGAGCAGCAUGUACACACUCGAGCAGGGGUAGCCAACCAUCUGCACUCCAGCUGCUGAGCACUAUAACUCCCACAGUGUUUGUGCAGCUAUAGUAAUGACAAAGCAUCAGGGGAGAUGUAGUCCAUAACAUCCAGAGUGUCGAAGGUUGUCUAUCCCUGUGCUAGAGGUUGUGUGAUGCUACAUAUGCUGCAGGGCUGAAGUUUUCUAAAAAAAAAAUUACAUAUACUUCAUUUAGAAAAAAAAUCUGGUUUCUUGCAGAUUUUAUAAAAAGGUUUAUUAUAUUAAAAAAUAAUUUUCAGUCGACAGUUGUUGCUCAAGGGGUUUAAUAUUGGUUGUCUAGUUUGAGGGUCCCCUUUUAACUGUCCUAAGGGCCACAUUUAUAUUAAAAAUACUUUUCAAAGAAUAAUUGUUAUUCAACGUUGAUGACUUGAAGUUGUUUUAUAAAAACGUGUUGCUUUUUAACACUUGGCUUGGAAAUUUGGAUGAGGUUAAAGGAACUCUCCAGCGUUAUAAAUAAAAACCUUUAUUUAUAAUGCUGGCAUAUUUAAAACAUCUUGUAGAUUACUAGGCCCCACACUGUGCACAAAAAGAGAGAACCCAUUAAAUUCAGUGGUGAAAGGAUCUCCUGCCACAUCUCUGCUCCACUGAAACUGGUGUGUUUUUUAGGAUUUGGAGUUGUUCUAAAUUGGGGCAGUUUAAGCACCUUUACUACUAGAGUCUGUUAGAGUGAUUAAUGUGCUAGUUGGUUGCGUGCCCUGUACUCAGAUUUUGUGUCAAACUGUUUUCAAGCAUUUUGACACAUUCUAAGAGUCAUUCAGGUGUCCAUGGCACAGUCCCUUACACACUUUAUUGUUAAUGCAAAAAUGACACGUCCGGACUUGCAAUAUCAUUUUUGUCCAUAUUUGCUUUGCAUUGAUUGGCUGUAUAUGUCUGGGAUUACACCAGUAAAAACCAUAAACACCCCAAUAGGUUGUACUGCUUAUGGUACAGUCUGACAGCUAAGCAAGCUAAAAAUGGCAAGGCCAUCAGAUUUACUAUUAGACUAAUCUGUAUACAAUUUCGUAUUGCUUGUUGGGAAAUGAAAGAGACCACAACAGAUCAAUUUUAAGGAAUUGUCACUUUUUGACUCGCUCAGUGGCUGACAUUACAUAUGAAACUAUGCAGAAAGGACCGAAAAGGGAGAGAAAAACUAUAGAGGGUGUUGUGGGAAAAUGAAGAGGAAGUAAAUACAAAAAGUAGAGGCGAAGUCAAGAGCGAUUUAUUCACUAAAUUCCAAAUUGUAGUGAAUUGUUAUUGUAGCUUAACUGAUAUAAUGUAGACAACAAUAGCAGACUUAGGAAAAAAAUCAUCCAAAGCAGCUAUAGCCAGCUUGACUAUUUUAGCCUAAGUUUUGCUAUUCACAUGUCAUUUCGCUGCAAUUCAGAGUUUAAUACGUAAACCCUAAAAUGUUAAAAUAUUUAGUAUUGUUUGAGCAACUUUGUAAUGGUUCUCACAGAAAGUACCAUUCAUAAUGGUACUGAUUAGCUGUUGCCACAUGGAUUAUCAAUAAUGGGUAUAAAUGCUGGGGCUAAGGGUUAGAGAUUGAGGGAUCUAUGGUUUUCUGCACUCGAGGCUGUGGGCUAUAAUUUACAUAAUUUACAGCAAGGCGAAGCCUGGCUUAUAGCAAUAGGAGUUACAUUCCACAUUAUCUCCAGUAUUAACCCCUUAAGGAAAAGACUUCUGGAAUAAAAGGGAAUCAUGACGAAAUAUGUCCUUAAGGGGUUAAAGGCGGAACAGCAAUACACCUGUUCUCGAAGGACAAGGGGUUACAGAGCUGGGCAUAUGGCACUGUGCCUAGGGAAGGAUAAAAAGGAUGGAGGUGAGGAAAAUGAAGCAGAGGGCAACAGAAAUAGACCAGAAAGGUGAAAUUUGAAGCGUAGGGAAAAAGUAAUGGCAUGCUGAAAUUAAGAAAAUAGAGAUGCUGUGGAUCAGUUGUUGAAAUGAAUUGAGGCAGAGAAAAUCUGAAAUUGUACUGAGCCAUCCAUACCAUGCAAGAGUGUAAUAAUUAUUUAUUGAUUGGUUUUAAACAAGCUUGUAUUGUUUAUGUGGAACGAUGAUUAAAUUAUUUUGUGGAUUUAUUUCUCAGUGUACCAGUUGUGAAUACAAAGUAUCCUGUUACUUUUCACAUGCACCGACAUUUAUGCAGUAAUUUCUAUCAGAGUAUAUAAACAUUCUCUCGUGUAAUGUUUAAGCUGAAUUUUAUUGGUGAUCAGAGAACUGUAUUAUUUGUACUUGUACCUCAAACAUAUUUUGCCAGUUUAUCAUAGAUGUUGUCUCCUCUAUCAAUUCCCAUUUCCUAGCUGAUGAUGCAAUCUGUAACAGGACUCCAAGCAUCCUGAAUAUUCUAAUAUGUAACAAGAUGUACAUUAAUAUAUAAUAUACAGGCAUAUGUUGAAGAAGGGAAUCUUGCAAUACAGAGUGUAUAUGAAGAACAAGUGCAGCUCAUAUAUAUUUAAUUAUUAAUUGAAGCUCUACACCAAAAAGCCCAGCCCAGUGUGUCUGCCUGCAUUCCUGCCUAGCUAUCCAUUUAUCCAAUCAAAUUGUUUGAAUAGAAAUCUUGUUUAAAGUCACAGCUGCCAUUUUCCUACAUUACGAAUGUUACUUUGAAUGUAAGUCUGUGGAACAACUGGACCAAAAAUACAUGUAUGCCAAAUUUCCAGUCACUGAUCGGGCAUGGCAUGCUUGUUCCCUUUCUUUAUCCUUGUAAUUUUUUGCCCUCAUUUAAUAUUUACUCAGUCCUGUACUGUCAACUCACAUACACUAAUGCCCCAGGGGCAGGAUUCGAUGGUUCAAAUACUGGUAACCUGGAAAAUGCAACCAUGCCAUGUAAAUUAAAUAGGUGCUGGGGUAUGCACAGUUCUUACUGUCAGUGUAUUUGGUUUAUUUUCUUUGAGUUAAAAUGGUGUUCUGCAGUGUUCUAAAUGAUACUUUCAGUAACUGCACUGGUAGUAAAUACUUUUCUAGUGAUUUUAUAUAAUUCCUUUUUUUUUUUUUAUAGCAAUAUUUUUUUGUUAAACUCCUUUUAUGUAUAGAACUCAUUUCAAAUAGAUUGCUCAAUGCGGUUUACAAUUUAAAAAUGAACAGAUCAUUUCUUGAGGGACACUGCAUAAAAUGGGGAUACUGUCUCCCAUUUCCUGAUAUAUAGUAUAAAAAAACACAAGUACCAGACACAUUUUGGCUUGGGCUGCAAGUUAUAAUAUGUCACUGUCUGUAUCAAAUCUGUAUCAAUUUGAUCUUGGUCACACAUUCACCAUAUAGUCACAUGCCAAAAUGAAGUUGGUAACGACUGUUUUUCUGUUAAUUUUCUCCUGAAAAGCGAACUCAACAAACCUAAAGUGGUCGAAGUGACAUCGACAGCUGAAACAAUACUAGCAGUCAGUGAGACAGUUGUGACCUUUUGGGACUGCCUAAAACGUUACAGAUGCACUAAAGUGUCACUUUUAACAUAUGUUUUGCUUUCUCACGCGUAUCCCUAGACACUUCUACACAAGUUACACUUUCUUUUAUUGAAUGGAGAAAAUUUGAGACAGUGAAUUUGUUUCCCUUCAAUGUAACGUUUUAGAGGUGUAAUCAUCAAUAACACACAAAAUAUAGUAAAAGCAGUUUGACUCCGUCAUGACAGCAAGAGAUGUUUGAUUUACAGCAGGGCUUACAAUUUCCACUCACCACUAGCAAAUGGCAAGUAAAACAUUAACCCUGGCAAGUAGAAAUUCUCCUCUGGUGGGUAUACUAUGGCUUGUAGUGGUUAGUAACUCAUUUUAAGCCCUGUUUAGAGUAAGUAUAUUGGUUCAGUUCAGCUACUCUGCCCUUAAAUUUGAAAUUCACUUUGAAUUCCCAAUAACUCUCACUUUAGUAAAUUACGGUUCAUCCCACAAUGAUUGACUAGUGAUAUCAGCGGUUAUGAACUUUAUUUAUUAAUUUAAAGGCCAACAUGUUACAUCACAUUCAUAUAUUUUCAUUUACAUUUUUUUUUUCCUGAAAAUUCAAUGUUUUUAUGUUUUGUCUAAUGUGCGUGUUUUUGUUUCUAGAUGUCCUCUUCUGCUAUAUUAAGCUGGAUUAAUGAUGACAGUGAUUUUCUCUGGGUUCCUGUGUGGUUGUCUUGAUUCAGUACAGCUACAGAAUGAACAUAUCAGCAGUCUUCAAUGCUCUUCUUGUAUCAAUCCUGGCAGCAGUACUCUGGAAGUAUGUGAAACUAUGGGAGCAGUACUCCAUUAUUGAGGAAGAGUUAGAUCUUACUCGUCAAUCCGAAGAAUUGUCUCAGGUUCGCAUUGACUACCAGGCAGCAUUGUAUGCUCUGGUGGAGGAUGGCACGAGAAUGGUGUGCACUGGCAGGAUGCAUACAGACCGUGUAUGCCGCUUUGACUCACUCUGCUACUCUACAGAAGCUGAAGAGUUUGUCUUCUUUCAUAGCAACUCAUCAAUCAUGUUACCGAAUUUGGGCUCCAGACGUUUCCAGCCAGCACUGCUAGACCUGUCUUCAGUGGAUGACCACAAUACUCAGUAUUUCAACUUUGUAGAGCUGCCAGCUGCCGCUUUGAAGUUUAUGCCUAAGCCUGUUUUUGUGCCAGAUGUUGCACUUAUAAUGAACAGAUUCAAUCCUGACAACCUAAUGCAUGUUUUUCAUGAUGACCUUCUUCCCAUUUUCUACACAAUGCAGCAGUUCCCAGACUUAGAUAUGGAAUCUCGACUUUUCUUCAUGGAAGGCUGGAGUGAAGGUCAACAUUUUGAGCUGUAUAGGUUUUUAAGCAAUAAGCAGCCUCUUUUGAAGGAACAGUUAAAAAACCUAGGAAGGCUUCUCUGCUUCACCAAAUCCUAUGUGGGAUUAACAAAACUCACCACAUGGUAUCAGUAUGGCUUUGUCCAACCACAGGGGCCAAAAGCCAACAUUUUGGUUUCUGGUAAUGAAGUCAGACACUUUGCUAAGUUCAUGAUGGAGAAGUUAAACAUAAGUUCAGAGCAAGGUUCUACAGAUGACUACAUAGUAUUGUUCAGUCGAACACUUAACCGACUUAUUGUAAAUGAGGCAGAAUUACUCCUUGCGCUUGCUCAGGAAUUUCAGAUGAAAACUAUCACAGUGUCACUUGAAGACCACUCAUUUGCAGAUAUUGUUCGACUCAUCAGCAAUGCCUCCAUGCUCGUGAGCAUGCAUGGUGCCCAGUUAGUCACAUCCCUGUUUCUACCAAAAGGUGCUGUUGUGGUGGAGCUUUUUCCUUUUGCGGUAAACCAUGAACAUUACACACCAUACAAAACACUGGCAAUACUCCCAGGUAUGGAACUUCAAUAUGUUGCAUGGCAAAAUACUGAGGAGGAAAAUACAAUCACAUAUCCUGAUAGGCCAUGGGAACAGGGUGGGAUUGUACAUCUGAGUGCAGCUGACCAAGAACGAAUAAUGAAAAAUAAAGAAGUACCCCGUCACCUCUGCUGUCGUAACCCAGAGUGGCUCUUCCGUAUAUAUCAGGACACAAAAGUGAAUGUUUCCUCACUUGUGCAAGCCAUAAGAAAUGUUGUAAAAACAAAACUGGUUUCUAGGAAGCAGAGGUGGGUUAAUGGGCCAUAUCCUGGAAAAGUUAGAGAAGCAAAAUGUCAGGCUUCCAACCAGGGUACGAAUGUAGCCAAGUUGUCGGUAUCUUGGCAAAUACCAUGGAAUCUUAAGUACUUGAAAGUAAGAGAUGUUAAAUAUGAAGUAUGGAUACAAGAACAAGGUGAAAAUUCAUACAUGCCUUACAUCUUAUCUCACCAGAACCACACAUUUUCUGAAAACAUUAAACCAUCUACCACGUAUCUUGUGUGGAUCCGCUGCAUUUUCAACAAAAAUCUUCUUGGGCCUUUUGCAGAUGUCCUAUUGUGUAGCACAUAA
This is a messenger RNA of Pelobates cultripes (western spadefoot toad), 19021 nucleotides long. NCBI's taxonomy places the organism in Eukaryota, Metazoa, Chordata, Amphibia, Anura, Pelobatidae. The record is from the annotation of a GenBank genome assembly.